Messenger RNA from Pelmatolapia mariae (spotted tilapia), 1168 nucleotides. RefSeq names its product intestinal mucin-like protein. The coding region runs from base 47 to 1099 and encodes 350 amino acids. The transcript is spliced from 9 exons. Gene Ontology annotation, molecular function: hormone activity. Gene Ontology annotation, cellular component: extracellular region. NCBI's taxonomy places the organism in Eukaryota, Metazoa, Chordata, Actinopteri, Cichliformes, Cichlidae. The record is from RefSeq and is a predicted model, not a curated record.
AACACCUACUGAAACAACGACUGUUGAAUCCCCAACACCGACGAUUAUGACAAAAAUACCAACCACAGUGGUUACAUCGGGACCAACAACAUCCCCUUGGGCACAAUGCAAUGUAACGCUGUGCCGUCCUCCUCCCCCAUGCCUGCCGGGGUUCCAACUGAUUAUCAAUUAUGCUGACAUUAUGAAUGGCAGCUGUUGCCCAUCCUACGAGUUUGUUCCUAAAGGUGUAUGUGUCUAUGACAUGACUGAGUACAAGCCUGGUACAAAGAUCCCGAUGCCGGACACACUAUCAGAACCACCGUUAGAAGCACCAGAAGCACAAUUAAUGGCAGAACAAGCGUUAGUAACAACAACAACACCAUCAGGAGCUGGAGAAACAUCAACAAUGUCAGAGUCAUUUACGCCCGGGCCCUGCCAGGAAUGUUACUGUGGCCCUGAAAUGGAUCCUGUCACCAAGCUGAACAUCAUUACCUGCAAACCUGUCGUCUGCAACAAAAACUGUUCUGCUGGUUAUGAAUAUCAGACUGAACCAGGAAAGUGUUGUGGAAAAUGUGUUCAGAUGGACUGUGUUUUCACCACACCUGACAACGUGACGGUGCAUGUUAUUGAGGUCAACAGCUCUUACAUACCUCCUAAUGACAAAUGUGUGCAAUAUACCUGUGAGAAGCUCAAUGGACAGCUUGUUACCAAGGAAACCAAGACUACUUGUCCUCCCUUUAACCCCUUGGACUGUGAACCUGGCACUGAAACAACAGAUGCCAGCGGGUGCUGCAAAACCUGCAAUAUAAGUCUGUGUAAGACCCAGAAGGAGCAGAGAAUCAUUGAACUGAACAACUGCAAGAGUGCACAGCCAGUUAACAUCACAUAUUGCGCUGGACACUGUGACAGUUUCUCCAUGUACUCUAUGGAAGCCAACACAAUGGUACACAAUUGCGAGUGCUGCCAAGAAGCCACCACCAGUGUGGAGCAGGUGGAGCUUACCUGUGCUGAUGGGUCUAAGCUGCAGCACAGCUACACCAUGGUACAGUCAUGCCAGUGCAUCAAAACAGAAUGCGUGGAAGGGACAACGCCCAAACCACAGCGCCGCAGGAGACGCUGAUCAUCAGUAACUUAAAUGCUUUACAAUGGCUAAGACCACCUUGACACUCUUUGUACCUCAUUUUCUUAU